Messenger RNA from Trichoderma reesei QM6a, 1316 nucleotides. RefSeq lists its product as uncharacterized. Gene Ontology annotation, molecular function: dephospho-CoA kinase activity. The record is from RefSeq and is a predicted model, not a curated record. The transcript has a single exon. NCBI's taxonomy places the organism in Eukaryota, Fungi, Ascomycota, Sordariomycetes, Hypocreales, Hypocreaceae. Gene Ontology annotation, biological process: coenzyme A biosynthetic process. The coding region runs from base 18 to 1316 and encodes 432 amino acids.
ACAGGUAGCCUCUCAUCAUGGCGCCAUCAAGUAGCAGCGCGCCUUCGCUGCUUCUGCUGCCCGCGCCGCCGCUCCCCCUUGAUCCUCACUCGCUGGCCGCUGCCUAUCGACCGCCUCUCACGGCCGUCUUCAAGCGCCUCACCGCGGGCAUCAACAUCAACGGCAGCGGCAGCAGCAGCAACAGCGACGGCGACCACAGUCACAGCGGCCACGUCCUCGUCAUUGCCAUCACAUGUCCUCUCCUCACCGGUCUCUCACCGAGGCACAAAUCCCUCAACUGGAAGGCCGCCCAGUCUCUCCUCGCCCGCGUCUACACACUCGCAGCGGUCAUCUGCGACGAGCUGGACAUUGACACAUCAGGAGAGCUGGGCGCUCACAGCCUCGAUCCCCGCAUUGUCUUGGUCGACCACGAGCGCCACAGGACGUAUCAGCGCAACCAUGACGGGGAGUACGAGGCAAACUGCACGCCCGUCCUGGAUCUUGCUGCCUUUGCCUCGACGGUGCACCCCUGGAGGACCGUCUUCCACCCAAGCACCGAGGCCGGCUACGAGCUACUGAGCGCCUUCUUGCAAUAUUCAGAGGGGAAACAGAUUCUCUUACAGAAUCAACUGGUAGCCGUGGAAGGCGGCAUCGCCAUGUCCACCAGCAACACGCCCCCCGUCGUUCAGGAGGAUUUCGUCCAGGGCCGUGACGUUGUCUGUCUAGGGGGCACAUUCGACCACCUUCACCCGGGACACAAGCUUCUCCUCCACGCCACCGCACUACUCUUGCGCAUUCCGGAGAAGGAUGCCGGCACGCAAGGCGUCCUCAUCGUCGGUAUUUCGGGGGACGAGCUGUUGAGGAACAAAAAGUACGCAGAGGUGCUACAGCCGUGGGGUGUGCGCGCCGCCAAGGUCCUGCAGUUUCUCUCCACCAUCUUCAACUCGGCCUCCUCUUCCAACACGGGCUCCUCCCCGCCCACGUCCACCUAUUCUCCUGACGAGCUUCAUGCUACAUUCCGCGACGGCACGGUGCUGGUCCGGUGCGUCAACAUCCACGACCCCUUUGGCCCGACAAUCUCCGAGGAGGCUGUGGAUGCCAUUGUGGUGUCUGGGGAGACGCGCAGCGGCGGCGAGGCCAUCAACGACAAGAGAGUCGAAAGAGGGUGGAAGCCACUGGACGUGUUUGAGAUUGAUGUGCUCGACUCGCACGAGGCCGGCGAGGACGGCGGCGGAGCGCAGAUCAAUGGGUUUGCCUCGAAGAUUAGCAGCACCGCAAUCCGGCAGCGGAUCGUUCAAGGCCGAGGGCCAGAUCCAGUCGCCGUGCCAUCGCAGUAG